Messenger RNA from Branchiostoma floridae (Florida lancelet), 1401 nucleotides. Its product is annotated as neuronal acetylcholine receptor subunit alpha-10-like. The record is from RefSeq and is a predicted model, not a curated record. The coding region runs from base 386 to 1381 and encodes 331 amino acids. Gene Ontology annotation, biological process: signal transduction; monoatomic ion transmembrane transport; chemical synaptic transmission. NCBI's taxonomy places the organism in Eukaryota, Metazoa, Chordata, Leptocardii, Amphioxiformes, Branchiostomatidae. Gene Ontology annotation, molecular function: acetylcholine-gated monoatomic cation-selective channel activity; transmembrane signaling receptor activity. Gene Ontology annotation, cellular component: postsynaptic membrane; synapse; neuron projection. The transcript has 6 exons.
GAAGUAGCGAAAUCCCACUGGUGUGGUUUUAAUGGUUUUAACUUAUUAAUGAAGCAAUCUGCGGCAAAGACAGAAUGUUACAAUGAUUGAUCAUCAAUGGCGCAGUCCGCAGAAGCACAUUGAUUCAGCGAGCUCAGUGUGCGUGGGUCUGUGGACGGCUGUCAGAAGAACUGGGAGGCUGAUUAUGAAACAGAAGCAGACUGUGAGGAGAGUUUGACUUCCGGCAAGAAUUGACUCCUUCUACCGAUGAAAAAAAUGCCGUUGUAAAUGAAGUUCUGAUUUGCUUUGGACACAGCAGGAUGGUGCGCAGAUGCUACAGUAGAGAUUUCGUGAUACAACGAUUGCACACAGCCUAGACAGAGGCAACGACAUUCCCGGUCCGGUAAUGGAGCUGUGUAAAGUUUUCCUGUGGUCUCUUCUCUGCUUCCAGUGCUGGUGGGAUUCCAGAUGCCUUGCUCUAAGGGGAAAUGACACCAGGUUGUACCGCCACCUGUUCAACCAUUACAACAAGGCGCUGAGACCAACCAGCGGGCCGGAGGACAUUCUGAUGGUGGAGAUAGGGGUCACGCUGACGCACAUCAUCGACAUGAACGAAAAGCACCAGACUCUGACAGCAAACAUCUGGAUGACAAUGGCUUGGAACGACUCUCACCUGACGUGGGAACCAGAGGACUUCGGAGGAUUCAAGGCUCUCACUCUACCGGCAGGCGAGAUAUGGAAACCCGACAUCGUCUUGUAUCAAAAUGUCGAUCCAUACUUCAGCGGAUGGUCAACGGACGACACGUACAUCAAGGUCUACAGUACGGGCUACAUCCUGUGGGAGAUGCCCACCGUCACCAUGUCUUCCUGUCAUCUCGACGUCUCCAGCUUCCCGUUCGACUCACAGACCUGCGUCCUCAAGUUUGGACCCUGGAUCCACAGCGGCAAGGAACUAGACAUGCGAAGCAUGGCUGAUGAGGGAAGCCUGGAGAGCUUCAUCGACCAUCCUGAAUGGGAAGUCGGCUCCUUCAAGGCAAAGCGUCACAUGAUCUGGUACGGUGAAGACUUCAACAUCGGAACGCCCUACGCAGACGUCACCUUCAAACUUGUACUCAAACGGAAGUCGACGUUCUACGUGUUCAACCUGUUGCUGCCGUGCCUGUUGCUGACGUUUGUUAUGACGGCUACCUUCUUCUUACCGAGUAACUGUGGGGAGAAACUGUCCUUCGGGGUUUCACUCCUUCUGUCCAUGGUGGUUUUCCAACUUGUGCUCACAGACGUACUCCCAGAGUCCGACAACUUGCCGUGGAUAGGUAAGCAUGAAAACACUCACUUUUCACUUUUAACGUUACUAUGUAAGAUAACUAUUUUUCCAGGAAACAAUGUAUGUUUUACAAACUGACAGUCACAUUCCAAACAAAC